Arvicanthis niloticus (Nile rat) is the source of this 3957-nucleotide messenger RNA. RefSeq names its product C-C motif chemokine receptor 2 (gene Ccr2). Gene Ontology annotation, molecular function: chemokine (C-C motif) ligand 5 binding; C-C chemokine receptor activity. Gene Ontology annotation, cellular component: external side of plasma membrane; cytoplasm; membrane. Gene Ontology annotation, biological process: positive regulation of monocyte chemotaxis; blood vessel remodeling; positive regulation of cytosolic calcium ion concentration. Lineage: Eukaryota; Metazoa; Chordata; Mammalia; Rodentia; Muridae. The record is from RefSeq and is a predicted model, not a curated record.
UGUCAUCAUAAAGAAGCCAUACCUGUAAAUGCCAUGCAAGUUCAGCUGUCUGCAAAGACCAGAAGAGGGCAUUGGAUUCACCAAUGAUUCAUUGGAUUCACAGGUCCUAGGAACUGAAUUUGAAUCAUCUGCAAAAACAAAUCAAAGGAAAUGGAAGGCGGUAAUAUGUUACCUCAGUUCAUCCAUGGCGUACUAUCAACAUCUCAUUCUCUAUUCAUAAGAAGUAUCCAAGAGUUUGAUGAAGGGGCCACCACACCAUAUGACUAUGAAGAUGGUGAGCCUUGUCAUAAAACCAGUGUGAAGCAAAUUGCAGCCCAGAUCCUGCCCCCACUCUACUCCCUGGUAUUCAUCUUUGGUUUUGUGGGCAACAUGUUGGUCAUUAUAAUUCUGAUAAGCUGUAAAAAGCUGAAGAGCAUGACUGACAUCUACCUGUUCAACCUGGCCAUCUCUGACCUGCUCUUCCUCCUCACGCUCCCAUUCUGGGCUCACUAUGCUGCAAGUGAGUGGGUCUUUGGGAAUAUCAUGUGUAAAGUAUUCACAGGGCUCUAUCACAUUGGUUAUUUUGGUGGAAUCUUCUUCAUUAUCCUCCUGACGAUUGAUAGGUACUUGGCUAUUGUCCAUGCUGUGUUUGCUUUAAAAGCCAGGACAGUUACCUUUGGGGUGAUAACAAGUGCAGUCACUUGGGUGGUGGCUAUGUUUGCCUCUCUACCAGGAAUCAUAUUCACUAAGUCUGAACAAGAAGAUCACCUUCACGUUUGUGGUCCUUAUUUUCCACAACCAUGGAAGAAUUUCCAAACGAUUAUGAGAAAUAUCUUGAGCCUGAUCCUGCCCCUACUUGUCAUGGUCAUCUGCUACUCAGGGAUCCUCCACACCCUGUUUCGCUGUAGGAAUGAGAAGAAGAGGCACAGGGCUGUGAGGCUCAUCUUUGCCAUCAUGAUUGUCUACUUUCUCUUCUGGACUCCAUACAAUAUUGUCCUCCUCCUGACCACCUUCCAGGAAUUCUUUGGACUGAGUAAUUGCAGUAGUUCUAAUAGACUAGACCACGCCAUGCAGGUGACAGAGACUCUUGGGAUGACACACUGCUGCCUAAACCCAGUCAUCUAUGCCUUUGUUGGGGAGAAGUUCCGAAGGUAUCUCUCCACAUUUUUCAGGAAGCACAUUGCCAAACGUCUCUGCAAACAGUGCCCAGUUUUCUAUAGGGAGACAGCAGAUCGAGUGAGCUCAACAUUCACUCCAUCCACUGGGGAGCAAGAAGUCUCAGUUGGGUUGUAAAUUAAGUGGGAGUUUGCUCCCCCCCUUUUUUUUUUGCAGAGAAGGAAGUAGUUCGUACAUAGUAACAAGCCUCAAAAACAGUGAUUCUUACUUUUGAGUCAUGAUCCCUGUGUGGGGGUCAAAUGAUCCUUUCACAGAGGCCACUUAAAACUAUCAGAAAACAUAGAUAUUUACAUUAUAAUUCAUAACAGUAGCAAAAUGACAGCUAUGAUGUAGCAACAAGAAUAAUUUUAUUGUUGAGGAUCACCACAACAUGAGGAACUGUAUUAAAGGGUCACAGGAUUAAGAAGGUUGUGAACCACUGCUCAUAGCUCAUAAAUAUGUUGAAGAAUAAAGACCUAUAAAUCAGGUGUCCAGAACCUUAAGAUUAUGCCACGACUGAACCAUAUCUCUUCCUGUAUAUAUAAUACAUGUUCGGGAAAUAUUUUAGAAUAAUCAUUGGUAGAUUCUUUAGCUUUCCAGUGGACUCUGUCCCUAUGAAGAGUCUCAUUGCCUUGUGGCAAUACUAUUUUUACAAAUCUUUGCCAUGUUUUCUUUUAUUUCUAACAAGAAAGACGUGGAAUGCAUAGGAAGGAGGGUGUGAAGCUGUCAGGACUGAGUGAGAAGGGGGAGGAGAUAUGUACUGUUGAUCCUGGGUGAAGAUGGAAAUGACAGUGAGCAGGAACCUCUCAUUUCUUUCUCAUUUGGGAAGAAAUGUCCUGGUCUUUGGUUCCUUCUCCCAUCUGUGUUCAAUUUUGAAGGCUUUAUCAGGUUGUGGGAAAUCUGGAAACUGUAAUAGCUGGUUGGGAACUUCAUUUGAGUCCCAUGGUUGUUUUACACAUAAUUGCACAACACAGUUUUGCUUUGCUGUUUUUUAUCUAUGACAGCAUGGAAAAUAUUUUCAAUAUCACACUCCACUGUUUGUAUGUCUCUCAAGCCAAUAUCAGCUCCUUACAUGAUAUUUACAAAAUUAUUUUUAUAAGAUAUGCCUCAUUAGUGAUUAGCCUAAAAAUAAUAAGGAUUCUUGUUUGACCUUUCCAAGGAGAUGAGAAGGUUGGAUGUAGUGAAUGACCAAGAAUGAGGAGAAAUGUCAGUUCUUCCAUCAGGCAUAAAGGACUGCAGCAAAAAGGCAGGGACAAUAGACGUGCUGUGUUUAGAACCACAUAGAGCCAGAAGCAAAAUGGAUGCCUCAGCACCAAGGAAAGGUUUCUGUCUGGAAAUAAACUGGUUUUAUAUUAUUGCUGUUAUUUUCUGUCUCCCCACUACCUUUGCACCUGCCUCUUUCCUCAUAACCUUUAUCUCCACCUGGGAAAGGUGUGUAUGGAAUAGCCAAACAUAAAAGCCUGGCUAGUUCUAGGAAAGAAAAAGAAAAGCACUGUUAUGUUAUGUUUUGUGGGUAAAACAGAACUGGAUAAAGCAGGGGCAGAAGCCCUUGCUUUGGAAAUAAUACUUGGGAACAUAUCUUAAUUACCAGGCAAAAUAAGCCUAGGUAAAAAAUGAUUAUAGAUAGAGUGGGAAGACAUGUGACACAGACUAUCUUUCAAAGCUGUAUUUUGGAAUAUAAACAUAAUCCAAAUAUUUAAAAAUUGAAAUUAGAAAAAAUAAAAUCAAGACUUAAAAAUUUAACUUCUAAAUGUGACGAAAGAGUUCUUACCUUGCCAAGCUUGAAAAUAGUUCAUUAGUUGAUAGAAAAAAUUCUGGCUUUGAGCAUAUGAACUAAAAUUGACAGCUCAGGAUUGACAGGACUUGGGGUUUGUGGUCUGUGGGCUUACCCAACCAUGGUGAUUUAGACUCUGCCAUCUGGAUUGCAGCAUAUGCUGCAUAGAUGUCGUGUAUAUAUGCAAGUGGCAUACUUGCUCCUGUGGGUUCGGUUUCCUCAAAUUCGUUUGGAUCUUUUGUCCUAAAUGUGAGAUUGGUGACAGAUUGUCCUUUGAAUGAAUGGGAACUCCUAAGUCAAAUCAACUUCUUAUCAAAGAUUUAAAAGUAAAUAUAAAAAGGAGAGAGGUUAGAGAAACUUCUUCUCAUAAGAGAAGUGUCUCCCAUGAAUUGAGCCAAAAAUGUUCUUCCCUGUCCACUAACGCAUUUCUUAUCUAACAGGAGCAAGAAACAAUGGAACAGACAGCUUGGGAGUUGAAAGUCACUGUGGUCUGGCUUUGCUACCACAGGAUGAGAUGAAAUUUCUGAAAGAAGUAGGGGAUGAGGGUAUCACCUUCAGAUAGCCUUCCAGUUUUAUUUUAAUGAUAAUGAGAUGCAAAUAUCUGUAAACCUAUGAUUUAGAAAAUAAACCAAUGCUCUAUCUACAUUGCUAGAAAUAUUAAAAAGAAACAAGUAUAUGUUUUGUUACACAAGUGUGGAUGACUAUUUUGUUUAUAACUACACAACUCUUUCCUUGUACUUACUUUACAAUUGUAUAUGCCUGGUACUUGAUGGAAAGGUACGACUUACAGCUUGCCUUCCAGGCUACACACCCUUCUAUAGUUAGCAUUCUAGAAGACAACCAAAAGCGACAUCGAUUUCUUCCAAUUAUAGCCCCAGCAGGGCUGAGCUGAGCCUCUUUUCAGCAAAAUGUAGCCCUGCAUCUUGGUGAGUAAGCAAAUUAUGAGGAUUGAAGCCAGGACCACAGCCAUGGAGAAGAGGGGCAAGAAACCCAUGACCACUAUGAUAAGCCACUGGGUCAGGGGGUUAUUUGUUAAAUACAAUGCUGAC